UUUUGCAAUAAUCAAAAAGGCUGACUGCAUCAUUUUACGAGAAAGAUGUGAUUUUUUCUCGCGACUGGUCGAAAAGCUGCCUCUUUUGUACAUUUAUCUUCCAUAACUCACCCUAAUGGAAUGAAUUAUCUGUUUUCCCAUGAAUUUUAUCGUGAGAGUUUUGAUUUUUGAACUUGUCGAAUUAUCUACGUUCAGUUAGACCCCAUGCGUGUAUGCUCUGCAGCAAUUGAGUGAAAUAUAGUCCCAACCUUUUUCAUCCCCAGUUUAUGGUCUAGCAACGUCCCUGAAGUCUUCUAACAGUGUGGCAAAAAUUAUCCAUCUGAUCUCUCCCCGUAAGAUCAGUUGCCUCAUACCUCUAGUAUGCAUCUAGCAUGCAUAAAAUUUCUUUCUUUUGCCUAAUUUUUCUAAAAGAGAGUUAUUUUGGAUUGUAUAUGCAUCAUCAGCUUGGAAACCUCUGUCCCGGUUUCUUUUAAGAGUUUGCACAUUUCCCCAAGAUGUCAUCAGGCAGGAAUAUCAGAAUUUUAUGCAAAUUUCACUUUUUUGUCAUUUUUACAUAAAGGGAAAUGCUACCAUGCAUUUCUAUCGCCUUCAAAGCUUGAAGUUUCUGCUUCAGAGAUUCUACGUAAGCAAAGGAAUUUUUAUAAGAUGCAUAUUCUCUGUGCCCUCCCCCAUUUUCGGGGUGCCAAGGUUUUGAUAUCAUUUUCCCUAAGCAUUUUGAGUCUUUUGUCUCCAGCAUGUAAAUCUCUAAAACACAUCCCCAAGUGCAUGACGGAACUUCUAUUUACUUAUUCUAUCCAACUGAGCCCAGUUGAUUAAUAUUUAAACAGAAAAACCCGGCACUGAUUAAACAAGCUCAAUGCGAAUUUCCUAACUAACUAGAAAAGGUUUCGCUUUGAAGAAGUUAGUCCUUUCGAUUGUUAUCCAUUAUUAAUUCCCAGUAGGCUCUUACGAUUGCCCACUCGUCUUAACAACUGUGCAUAUUAAGCUUUUUAAUUUUUAAUUUGUGAAUGCAAAUGCUUUUCAACUGUUCUUAUGGGUCAACUUCUUAGUUUACAGUUAAAUUCUAGCUAGGCCCUCCAGGACAACCUGCUUCUCUACUUUCAAGUUUGGUAUGUUUCUUUUGUUUUCUGCUUAUUUUUUGCACUGAUGUUCAUGCCGACUAUUGAUACAGCUUAUAGUGCUGUUAAAUGUUUCAUAGAAUUGACUAUGAUAAAAUUAGUUAUUUUAUUUGGUAGCUCAUGUAUUUCUGCUCGUUAAAUAUACCUUUGAAAAAUAUACCUCUUCUUCAUUACAAUAUCCAUGGGGUUGUACGUUUAGAAGGAAUAGUUGCCCUUAGAAAAUUUUGGAAAGCUUUGGAAACUUCUUAUAUUGCUAAAUUGGAAUAUAGCUUAAUCAUAUAUAAGAUCUUAAGCAAACUACUAUACCUCUGUAUAUAGAAAUAUCAUUAUUUUGUUAGUUUGGUGUCUAAAAUUGGGAAAAUAUUGUCAUAACAAAGCUAAGGCUGGACACCCCAUGGCGUAUUAUUAUUGUUAUUAUUAUUAUUAUUAAUACUUUGAUUUAAAGUUGGCUGUUCGAAAUAGCUAAAAAUAAAAGCUAAUUAAGGCCAACUAUUUACAAAAGGUGUAUACAAAGAAAAUACAUAAUAAUUACAAAAAACCUAAACCAUAUAUAAAAGUUUUGCAAAUCCUACAGUUGCAGUGUUUGCAUUUUGUUUUCUUAAGAUGUUUUUUAAAAACAGUCCAAAAUAGGGCGAAGCAACAACAGUUCCACCUUGGUAGUGUUAUUGUGAGAUCGAAAACCGAAAGACCAUUAUUGAAUAUUACGUAACAGCUUCGCGGAGUAGUCAGUCUAACCACUACUCUUCAAACAUUUAUUGCCAUGCUGACCAAGACUUUACAUUGCAUUCAAAAUGACCUUUCACCUUGCUAAAUACGGUAUGAGCGUGAAGAAAACUGCUAUGUGAUUAAAGUUUGAUUAUGCUAUCAAAUUUUAGGAAACCGUUGCUAAACUUAAUACCACAAUCUUUCAAGCAUAUGUUAAACACCCAAUAACCGCAUAUGUUAAACAUAUUGAAAUGCUUAUACAAAACUGACAGGGAAUCAGUCAGAAAGGAUGUCCACACUACAGCAGAGGUCUCCCAGCUUUGUAGACCAUUGGCCUGUUCUUGGAAUCCUCGAUCCCUUCUUGGAAUCCUCGAUCUCUUUUGUAAUCCUCGAUUAUUUUGCGCCUCAAGCAUAUACAAAACAUACAUACUAACAAAUAUUGAGUUGCGAAGUUUCAAAUGCAUCUACCAGUCCCUUUGAUAACCCCGUAGACUGCUAGGAGUUGAUACUUUGAAGGUCCCUGUUCCAGAUUUUGUUUGAUUUUAUGGAAGACAAUACAUUUGUCUAUGUUAUUUUGUAAUGUAUUUUUAUUUUAGGGGGAGGGGGAUUCGAAUUUACAGGAGCACUUGAAAGUAGAACAUUGCAAAAUUUGCAUUUUGUCUAAAAAGUUUGCCUAGAAUUGUAAUCUUCUGUUUCAUCUCCAUUCUAAUUUUUGUCCAUAUUAACUAUCUACCAAUAGCCUACCUUCUCCCAAACAACAUGGCGAACAUAAAAACUCAAUGAAACAAUCGAUUUGUAUGAUAUAUGGAUUUUGAUACAUUUAGAGUUGCCUUGCUGAGCCAAUAAAUUUCUUCUUUAUGUUCUGAAAUUCUCCCUCAUCCUUUGUCUUAUUUUCACCUCAUUCCUCUCUGUUAAUGUCAACAGAAUUGUUUUUUAAAGUAAGGGAAAAAAUUAUUCAAUGCAAAGUAAAUUUCAUCGAUGACUGGAUCACCUUGAUGAGGUCAAAAGUUCCUUCUACUGAUAACUGAUCACUGGCCAAUGAUCAUCAUAUUAAAACGUGCAAAUCAAGGUUUUUGGGCGGGGGGGGGGAACUGACUUGCACAGCCAUUUAUAAAUUGCACCUUUGUCUUGAAGGGAAGCUGGAUGUCUUGAAAGAAAAUUUGUGGAUGUUUCCUCCCAGAUACAUCCUGGUGUCUCUGAUUUUUAAAUGAGACAUGUUAAGGCCUCGUUUAUUUGUCGACGAAGGACUGGUGAAUGCACUGUAAUUCUCCUGGUCAAAUAAGUUGAUGUUAUUGAUUUUUUGUAAAUAUUUAAUCACUUGCUUGCAAAAUAUUGUUUUUCUUUUAGUAAUCCACUAAUUCUUUUAAUUGCAAGGUCAAUCACCAUAUCAAUAGUUGUGAAAUCCCCUUUUUGACAUUGACUUGGUUGUAAAGAUUUGACAUGCAUAAAUACAGCGAAUCCAAAAAUAGCUUUUAUCAAAUUGAUCAGAGCACGCGCACAAGAAGGGAAUUGGAAACUGCUUACGCAAAAACUCUGCGCGAUGCUGUAGGAUUUCACUGAUUUGCAGAAAGGCGAUAACUGUUCACAUGUUUUUCUCUGUAUGCAAUUUGAUUGGUCAACCGCUCGUUGACGAGCUGUAAGCCACUUUUACCUGUGCCGAAUGCCUUUAGUUUUGGACUGACCUCAAGCUUCCAAGAUUAGAUUUUCAUCUUUUGAGGCCAGCUUUGCCGGGGAAAAGGGUUAAAAAGAGUGACGGUUUUUUCUAACAAAAGAAAAACACCUAAGGAAUCUACCGGACCACACCAAACCUCUAAAUUUUACAUAAAGUAACAUUGUUUUGAGGGGAAGGGUUGGCGAAAUUGCUACAUGCUGGUGACUCAAGUUUGGUAGUACAACAGAUAGAGGAAACGAAAGACAACGAUUCAUUGUUUAGGCUCAACUUCUAAUUCCAAUAGCGGACUGGAUAAUUGCCAUCUAUCAUAACCCAAAUUCUAGUUUAAAUUCCGUUCCGAACUCUGAUCCGUUUUUAUUCAAAGUCUAAUCAAAUCUCAUCUAGACUUAUUUCCAUGGCAUAUUUCAACAUGUAUUGUAAAUGACUACAGUAACAACAACUGUUAAGGCCUAAGUCAUGCAGUAAUUUUGUUACAGAGAGAACGUUUGUAAUAGGAAAUGUUCAAAAAUUGACUGUAGCCUGCCAAGAAUUUUGGCAGGAAAUGUAGAAUAUUAACAGUCAUGGUUAUCCAGCACUUUAGUUUAUCUAUUACAACACCCUGUUUCUUAAAUAAUCACUUCUUAUUCCUAUUUUUGUUUUGUCAAUUUUCCCAGGUUUAAUUUUUUGCCGGCUUCAUAGGUUUUUUUUAUCUAUACACAGUUUUUCUUCGACGCCACUCGAGUCUAUUUGAAAGACGCCUGCUCUUCCAUUUGGUCCUGUUCUACAUAGGUCCAUGAUAACAAAAUGGAGAAGCAUCAUUAUUUCUCAUUUCUUUUUUAACCUGGUAUUGGAGGUUGAGAACACGCCCUUUUCCACCACCUCCGUGCUAUAUAUACGGUGGUUUUUCCCCAGACAGAUCUCCAAAUAAUAUACCCUUACCCAAUGCAUUUUUAUCAAUUUCUUAAAGAAUUAUGUACAAUAUUUUUUUUAAGAUUGCAGGCCACCCCCCCCCCCCCUCCUUCCUCUAUACUCAACUUGGUGCAAGCGCUGAAACCUGGACCUGUCGAAAAAUACAUGACCACAUUAGCUAAGCUAUGUGCUACUUUAACGUGUCUGUCCUACAUAAAUAACAUUUACACCUGGCCUGAAUUAAUUUGGCAGCCUCUUUUACUUGUUGCUAAUUUGCAGACAUCGUUAAUUGGCUGCAAAAUCUCAAGUGUACCAUUGCAAGCUCCCUUGCAGAGUUCGUGGCAUUUUCAUUAACACGCUGAGCUAGAAGCGACCAGAAUUCUGCUAUUUUGCCCUCGAGUAUUAAAGAAUUGGAGGUCGUCUGGUUGACUCGCGGCCGCAGAAGGCAGUUAUCCUACAUCCAUAAUUGAUAGAUGGAUAAAUUUAGGUAGCAAUUUGAAAGUACCUGUCAUUCUUGUUAUAAGAGAAAAAUAGACAUAAAGCCCAAUGAAAUCAAAGCUUCUUAUAACUGCGCUCGUGAGCACUAAACUGACUCCUGGAUAGACUCUGUGGUGAGUCUCAGAUUUGUAGCUUAGUAUAUGAUUUGUUUGCUUGUAUUUGCCGUUUUAAUACACUUAUAUCUAUAUUCUCAAUCAGUGGGUGCGUUUUCUGUGACAUAAUGCAGCAUAAGAAGUCUCUUCUUGUUAACGAGAUUGAUGUUGGUAUAUUUGUUGCUGAUUGCUGGAAACAGUAGACCAGCCGUGAAUCAAGCAGUUAUCUUUAGUAAGUACGGUACAGAAACUGCUAGAAAUUAACUAGAUUCUUCAAAUUAGUGUUAAAAGCCCCUUUUUUGAAUAGUUGUGCAAAGAAAAAUAGAUAUAAAGCCAUUCAAUAAGAAAUUCAGCAAGGGCAAAAAAGGUUUAGCAAGGGCUCGAAUUUAUUGAUUAAUUGAGUCUAUCUAUACUCAAUGAUAAACUGGCAAGUAAAGAGUAUUCUUGCUACCUUUUUUAAGAACGUAAUGGAAACAGUGAAGGCGUUUUCGAUCCUUGAGCUUUACCAAUGGUCGUUGUCUCAUUAUUUGCUCUUAACAAGCAUGUUUUUACGAAUACCUUAGAAAUUGCAAUCUGGUCUUAAAAAAUUUGUGAGUACCUCAUUCUUCAAAGUGAGUUAUACUAUCUCAGCUUUUGCUUUCCGUUAAAGAAAUGGAAGGAAACAAUUAAAGGAAAUCAGGAAAGAUGCUAACAGCCGAUUCUAUUGUUUCCAGUUUUCAUCUUAUCUGUCAGUAAAGGCCUAAAUGUUACGGUUACAAUGUAUUUCCAGCCUUUAUUUCCUGUCUUUAAUUUAUCAUCUACUCUGCUAGUUUUUUUUCUAGAGUUUUGUGCUUACUUCAAAUUUGUCGCCAGAAAGAUUUCUCUUUCUCUUAAAUACAGUACUGGUUUCCCUUCUAAAGUUAUCUUUUCGAAUUUUUCUACAUUCUUUUGUUGUUAAACCAUUGUACAAUUUUCAAAAGGAACUAUUUCUAGAUAAUAUUCAUACCUUAAAAAGAUUACAGGCCCUAAUAAUCCAUUUAUAUACCAUGAUGAAGACAUGAUUAGGUCACACAGAUAACAAAAUGAAUCUCGCAAUGUUCUCAUAUUUAAACAGAGCCCUCAGUCAAAUAAUAAUAAUUACAAGCGUUCUGUUGGUUCGGAACUUUUGGUUCGGAAAUGGAUCGUUACGUCACUGUGCUCGUUUGCUCCAUUGCUGCUUCUAGAAGGACAAGGGUAAAGCAGUUGACAAGAACAUGAAUGGAAGGCUGUUUCCAGCAUUUGACAUUCAUCGACACGGGCUUGCUGCUGCCUAUCUUCUGAAUAGGAAAUCAAAAGGGGAGAUGUUUUCAAAAGUGGAAGAUGGAGAUACGUGCACAAGGGAAAUGACAGCAAGCGAUAAUUUAAGGAGGAUCACAGACGGCAUUUCUGAUAUAAAGAUAGUCAAUAAAGAAGUCUGGAGACCUCUUCCGCGCUUUCAACGUACAAAGAAAUUUCCUAAGGAAGAUCUGACGGCUGAUGAAGACAAGAAACCUUUGUCAUCAUGUAUUGCUUGCAAACUGAAGAGCCCAAAGCAAAGAGAUACAGUACCUGACAAAAUUGAAGACCUCAGUGCAACAGCAGAAAUGGAUCUUACUGCAAAGAGCUGCAUUGAAAGUGGCGCUGAGUUCAAGGUACUUUUUGUCCCAGGCUAUGAGGUUGAGAGAAAAGCUGAAUAUUACGAAGAUCCUCUUAAAAUUGGUGGGCUUAACGUGACGUCGAUCAAACGGGCUUCUGUUAACCGACAAGACCCGUUUUUAAGUCGAGUAGUAGCCUUACGAAAGCUAGACGACGAGACAACUGCGACAGAGGAUAAGCAAAAGAGGUUGGAAAACCUUCUUUAUCCAUCGCGAUACAACGGAGCAUACCGAGAACGGAAGAUUUCGAUCGAGCGGCGGAUCAACACGGUAAAGUCGCCGCAAUGCGGAUCGUCUGCUGACUGCCCGUUUAAGGCCAGAGGUGCACUAUCUACUCCGUCGAGGAGAAACAGGGUAACAGGGGGUAAAAAGGGGUUCAAUUCUGUCGAAGGUAUUUUUGACACGGCAAAGAGUUCACACAAGAGAGUUGUAUCGGAUUAUAAAGCGUUGACUUAUGUUUGCGACCGAACAUCGAGUGAGGAUGCAGAUAGCCUUAAAGGUAAUGAGCAGUCAAACAAUGCAGUGAAAAAGGUAUCUGCGAAAAGCCCACGGAGAAGACGCAGUAAAUGUGGCGCAUCUCCUGAUUCGAAAACAUCGCAAAUAUUUGACGCAACUGAUGUUACAGUAAAGUACGUCGUCCCUUGCGGCGAGAAAAUAAAAGACGCAGGAAAAAGGAAAAGGCAAAACUCUUCGCCUGGAAAAAGUUUUUUUUCACAAAGGAAAAAUUCACUGACAAAGCUGAGCAAUAAAAGGCCAGCAACGGCUGAGGUAAGAAAGAAGAAGACUAACACACCAAAAAGGCCUAAUACAGCCAGUGUAGAUACAAGAAAGCAAGCCAAUGAAAGAGUUUAGGCAGUAUUCUCUCUCGAAUUCAUUCAAGGUUACAAUUCAUUCUAACUCUUUAUACAAUCUAAACAGUUUGUAAAAGGGGGCUUCUAAGCAAAAUAUUUUUUGUGGGGUCUUUUUAAGGGUUUGGCAGUCAGUGUUAGUAAGAUGUUAAUGGCCUACUGUGUUCAAACCAGGGUUGCCAGAUGGAGUUUUCUAAAGAAGGCCAGACGGAUGACAAACUCAGGCCAAAAUGCUCAUAAAAAUGCAAAAUCAAAACAUUUCGCAGAAAUACACCGCGCAAGCGUAGUUUGAAUUUCCACGGAAGAGCCUAGAAAAUAAUUCAACAAACUCAAACAAAAAACCGAGAAACGUACGCUUUAAAUAAUCCCUUCGCCAAUCAUUAGGUCAGGCAAUGAUAUUUGACGUUUGGGUCCACGCUGUGUAUCACUGCUCUUUGCAUAAUUUGUUUGGCCUUUAGAGUAAAGGAACGCCCUUAAAACUUCUGCUGAAAAAGGGCAGAAAGGCCAAAUUUAAGAAGUAUGCCAAAAACAAUUUUCCAGGCCAUUUUACGCUUUAGAAGGCCAAAAUUGUGAAAUUUGGCCUCAAAAGGGACAAUAUGGCAACUCUGGCUCAAACCCAAGAAUAUUUUGCAAACUUGUGCUACUGAGCGAAGCAGAGUUAUCUUUUUAUUUUUAAACGUGCGGCGAGUGAAACACGCUGCAGAGUGAACCAAAGUUUGCAAAAGUAAGGCUUGGGCAAAGGGUUGUUUGUUUACAUAUUAUUCAGUUUUUCAUCAUCCUAUGUGAUAAAACUUAGGUUUUUGUUCGUCGUAGAUAAUUAGAUGUUUAUCUAGCUUAUAGAUAAGCGUUUCGAGUCUAGUAGGCAAUUGUCAGUUUACAAGGCGCACUUAUAACAUCAUUCAUGUAGGGAUCUCAAGAUUUAGAAAAUUGAUAACUGGGACAAAAUUCAAUUAUAAAUGUAGCGUUUUUAAAUGUAAAUAAGAGAAUGUAAAUUUGUCAACUUCAUUAACUUAUUUACAGGUCUUAAAGUUAGUUUGAUAAUUUAAAUUGAUAGUUUGAUCAUCUUUAAAUUAGGAAUAUUGCAAUUAUAGACGAGAGGUGACAAAA
This is a messenger RNA of Rhopilema esculentum, 8580 nucleotides long. RefSeq lists its product as uncharacterized. Lineage: Eukaryota; Metazoa; Cnidaria; Scyphozoa; Rhizostomeae; Rhizostomatidae. The record is from RefSeq and is a predicted model, not a curated record.